AUCACAGUCAAGUAUUAAUAGCGGGGAGGAGAGCGCACACUUUGCUGGAGGGCUGCCGGGCACAGCAGCUCGCACCCCCACGCCAGCCUGAAGGACGCACCCGGGUGCAGGUGGGGUUGGUGCCAUGGUGAUGGAGCAGAGCGAGCUGCAGCACCGCCCCUGGGCGUCCCAGGCAGACAGCAAGGUGCUGAGCGAGGCUGAGCUUGAAGAAAUUGCACCAAGAACCCGGGCUCCGCAGCCCUCUCUCUGCAGCAGGCUCCGGGACGCAAGGUGCUCAUGUGCUGUUGCCAAGGCCCUUCUGUUCCGGUUCCUACCGAUCCUGAGCUGGUUGCCCCGGUACCCGGUCAGAGACUGGCUCUUCGGUGAUAUCAUCUCGGGGUUCAGUGUGGGCAUCAUGCACCUCCCUCAGGGUUUGGCUUAUGCGCUCCUGGCAGGGGUACCUCCCGUGACUGGCCUCUAUUCAUCCUUCUAUCCUGUCUUCCUGUACUUCCUGUUUGGAACAUCUAGGCACAUCUCCGUGGGCCCCUUUGCUGUCAUCUCCAUCAUGAUCGGCAGCGUGACAGCCUCGCUGAUGCCCAACAGCAACUUCCUGGAUCCAGUCAAUGGCACGAAUGAGACAGUCCUCAACGAGACGAGGAGAGACAGUGCCAGGGUGGAACUGGUGGCUACACUCACCAUCCUGGUGGGCAUCUUCCAGAUAGCUCUGGGGCUGCUGCAGUUUGGAUUUGUGGUCACCUAUCUCUCUGAUCCCUUGGUGCGGGGAUACACCACAGCGGCUGCCAUCCAGGUGCUGGCCUCCCAGCUGAAGUACGUCUUUGGGGUGGAGGUGGCUGAGCAGUCAGGGCCACUAUCCAUGUUCACUGCCUUCACUGAGAUCUGCAGCAAGCUGCCCCAGACCAACGUGGGCACCCUGGUCACAAGCCUGAUUGCCAUGGCCACCAUCGUGGCUGUCAAGAUGCUCAGUGCCAAGCUCUCCUCCAAGCUCCCCAUGCCCAUCCCCAUUGAACUCAUCACGAUCAUCGUUUCCACGGGGAUCUCCUAUGGAGCCGGCCUGAAGGCCAAGUUCGGGAUUGCUGUUGUGGGCGACAUCCCCAGUGGGAUGAAACCACCAGUGGCUCCCAACCCCAGCUACUUUGGGCAGAUGGUGGGCAAUGCCUUUGCCAUUGCCGUGGUCAGCUAUGCCAUCUGCAUCUCCCUGGGCAAGAUCUUUGCCCUGAAACAUGGCUACAAGGUGAACAGUAACCAGGAGCUGAUAGCCAUGGGGAUUUGUAAUUUCAUGGGCGGCUUUUUCCAGUGUUUCAGCAUCAGUGGCUCCAUGUCCCGGACCCUGGUGCAGGAGAGCACUGGAGGGAACAGUCAGGUGGCCGGGGUCGUUGCCUCAAUUCUCAUCUUAGUGACCAUUUUGAAGAUUGGGCAGCUCUUCCAAGCCCUGCCCAAAACCAUUUUAGCUGCCAUCGUCAUUGUGAACCUGAUGGGCAUGUUCAGGCAGUUCACAGACAUCUGCACACUGUGGCAGUCCAACCGCAUCGAUCUGCUCAUCUGGCUCGUGACCUUUGUGGCCACUCUCCUGCUGGACCCACACCUGGGGCGGGGGGUCUCUGUGGCGUUUGCCUUGCUCACAGUCAUCUUCCGGACCCAGCUGGCCCACUACUCCAUCCUGGGGCACGUUUCCAAUACAGGCAUCUACAGAGAUGUGGCGGAAUAUAACACGGCUGAGGAAAUUCCAGGUGUGAAGAUUUUCCGUUCUUCUGCCACUGUCUAUUUUGCCAACGCUGAGCUCUAUUCUGAGGCCCUGAAGGAGAAGAGCGGCAUUAAUGUUGAUUACCUCAUUGGGAAGAAGAAGAAAGCCCUCAAGAAACAGAAGAAGCAGCAGGAGAAGAAGAAGAAGGAAGAGGCAAAGAAGAAGGUAAUCCUGGAGGGCUGCCCUCAUCUCAUUUGAUGGGGAGGGGCUGUGUUUUAUUCCCCGCAGGAGCCAGGGAGUGACUGCAAUGGAUCUGGCCCUGCAGUGGUUGACUCCAAUGGAAGCAGGACAGAAUUGGAGCCCCAAGCCAGCGGCACCCAAAAAGCCUUCAAUGAACCCACUCUGGAGUCUUUAGGUCUCAAAAAGCCCGACCUCCACUCCCUCAUCCUGGACUUCACCUCUGUCAACUUUGUGGAUACUGUCUGCAUAAAGAUCCUAAAGAACAUAUUCAGAGAUUUCCGGGAGUUAGAAGUGGAUGUGUUUCUUGCUGGCUGCCAUGUGUCUAUCAUUGACCAGCUGGAAAAAGGCAACUUCUUCAGCCAAACCAUCACCAAGCACCACCUCUUUGCCUCAGUGCAUGAUGCCAUCGCCUAUGUCACCAGAGGGCAGGGACAGAGCAUGCCACGGCCAGUCACACUUGAUUCCAGCACUAAACUGUAGCCACCAGAAACAGCAUUUAUUGUCCCCAAAAGCUGAAUAGGAAAGAGGGAGCCACCCAGGCAUGUUUGCAGAGGACUCUUUGAGCUGGUUCGUAUUUACAAGGACAGGUGACAUGAGAUUCCUUGUCACUGGGAAUCUAGCAAACCUAAGAUCUUCUACUGCUGAGCAUCUCCUUCAGGCACUGGAAACCUGAGAUCUUCUACCCUUGGGAACUUGCUUUAGCUACUGGACAACAGGGGGAUCUGUCUUAAACAUGAAGUCUCCUUCUGUUGGGAAUCUUCUCCAGACACAGGAGAUCUGGGAUUUCACAGACUUAAGAAUUCACUUCAGACAUAAGAUCUUCUGCCCCUGGAAAUCCCUCAGAACCAGGAGCCAUGUCCGAUUGUGUCAUCAAUGCUUAUUAGCUUAGUGUCCAUAGCCCCUGUUUGCCUGAGGCUGGGAAUGGGUGACAGGGGAGGAAUCACUUGAUUACCUGUUGUGUUUAUUCCUUCUGGGGCACCUGGCAUUGGCUGCUAUCAGAAGACAGGAAACUGGGCUGGCUGGACCUUUGGUCUGACCUAGUAUGACCAUUCUUUGGUGUGACUCUUUUCCUUGAGUAAAAUAUCCCAGGAGAGAAGCUGCACUUGAGAGUUUUCCACUUGACUGAUUACUGAGAUGAUGCUCUUCAGCAGAACCAAACAAGCAGUUCUAUUGGCUGUGCAAAACUCCCUACCAAGAGCAAUACUGAACCGAUCUACAGGCUGAAGGCUGCUUAUGCCUACAUCCCAUUUCCAACUUGUGGAUAAAGUAACAAAGAGCAAAAUCCACCCUUGCCGCAUGGGGCAAGCUGUGAAUAUGCAUAGAUAUUGUUAUAUGAGAGAGAACACUAAGAUCAGGAGUAUCUCUUUUUGGGGUGCAAUCCAGACAGUAAGGGGCUGUCACCACCAGCUCUUCAACCUUGGGUGCUUCAUAGUGUUGUGCUGUAACUUUGACAUUGGGCCCUUCACACACAGCAUACAGGUCACAGCCUGAGUGUCUGUGUGUAGCUACAGUCUACCAGCAUCCUUCAGUCACACUCAUACUUGGUUACCACUUGCAGGGUGACCUAAACACACUCCAAGUACAGGAUUUUCCCCAAAAAAAUGUUCAUGCAGUACCACACAGACUUCACUUGGACAGUCCACAUAAUAGAGGUCCAUUGUCCCUGUACAAGGUCAAUGUACAAUACUUGCUAUUUUAAACUGAAUUGUUCAGUAACUCCAGAUAAACACAACAGUUGAUUAGAUUUGAAUAAAACACGUUUAUUUAACUACAAAGAGAUUCUAAGUGAAUAAAAGUUAGUAAGAUUCUAAGUGUGUAAAAGGUAUCAACGUCAGAAGUAGUUACAAGAGAAACCAAAGCUAAAUCACUAGUAACUAAGGUAAAAUUCUUACUAAAUGGUCCCAGCACCAGGCCUGACCAAUUUUCAAGUAGAGCCUUUCUCAGAGUUCAAAGCUGGUUCCUUUGUCUCCUCUGCUGAAAGAGCAAAAGACAGAGAAAAUAUCUGUGGAGAUUCCCAUCCUCCCUUUUAUAGUCUAGUCAUCCUUUGUAAUGCAUUUUCCUGAGGGUUGUCCCUAGAUGCAAUUCCUACCAGCUAUAAAGAUGGAACCAUGAAGCCUUGUGGUGAAAGAAGUUCCAUGGCGUUGGUUAAAAUGCAACUUGGUCUGCUACUGCCCAUCAUAUCUGCUAGUCACCUUUAAUGACCCCCUCUCUAGAGGUGUCAGUUUAUCCUUUGUUUUUGAGAAAUUGGUUUGCCUAUUCCCCAGACUUGUCAUGACUUCAACUUAUGUCUAUAUCUUCCACAUAACAUUGCUACAUGCACUUCACCAUGAUAUUAUUGAUCAAUGAGUUAUUAGUUUUCAAAUGAUACCUCACAAGGCAUAUUUUAUACAAAGAUUAUUACAAUUGUGUAGGGUGUGAAUACUGGGAUGCAUUCAGUGACACAGAGGUAGUGCUUACUAUUUAUUAUCAAUACGUUGUUGUUGUUCUUGAGAAAACCAGAAAAGCAUAGGUGCCAGAAAAGAAAAAGACUUAAGAAUAUCCAGUCCAUUAGCUGCCCCAGGCAGGAUUGUUCCCUGUAGAAUAUUUUCAAGCAUCCAAGCCUCACCACUUCCUUUAAAGAGCUUUAUAGCUUAACAUGCCUCGUAAAGACAGGACUUGAAAAAUAUUUGUAGUCAUCAAAUAGAUUUAGAUCUAUAAAGGGGUUGGCAGAAGGCAGGAAUUAAUUCCGAUAAUUAAUUGGCAUCUAGCCUGUAUUCAUGUUAAAAUUCUAAGACUUAAUUUUAAAACAUGAUCUGACUGAAAGCCUAAUGACCUAUGAAUAUUUUAUAAUAAAUGUGUUUUUACACCAACUAGCUUUUUGUCAUUUGUUAAUGUGACAUUUUUUCAGUGCUAGCUUCAAAUCCAUGCCAAUGCUGAAUAUUUCAUCAGAUUACGUAGCUUUUGUCACUCUUAAAUACCAUGUUCUUUUGGACCACCUUAUUUAGACUCGUGGCCUUACUUUGCCAGUCUCCUUUGAAUAUGUUUUGCAAUUGUUUGACUCUAGUAAGAAGGCUAAUGUUAGGUGGCGCAAUGGCCUCUCCUAUUGGAACAGACACUGAAAAGCACAGGGUAUGUCUACUCUAUAGGAUAAGGCCGAAUUAAGAUAUG
Pelodiscus sinensis (Chinese soft-shelled turtle) is the source of this 5068-nucleotide messenger RNA. The record is from RefSeq and is a predicted model, not a curated record. Lineage: Eukaryota; Metazoa; Chordata; Testudines; Trionychidae.